This is a messenger RNA of Odobenus rosmarus divergens (Pacific walrus), 5102 nucleotides long. RefSeq names its product Rho guanine nucleotide exchange factor (GEF) 12 (gene ARHGEF12). The record is from RefSeq and is a predicted model, not a curated record. Gene Ontology annotation, cellular component: cytoplasm. The coding region runs from base 338 to 4912 and encodes 1524 amino acids. Gene Ontology annotation, biological process: Rho protein signal transduction; G protein-coupled receptor signaling pathway. Gene Ontology annotation, molecular function: guanyl-nucleotide exchange factor activity; G protein-coupled receptor binding; GTPase activator activity. The transcript is spliced from 40 exons. NCBI's taxonomy places the organism in Eukaryota, Metazoa, Chordata, Mammalia, Carnivora, Odobenidae.
GGAGGGAUUCCCGGGCCCCUUCCCCUACGGCUCCCCGACUUCCCUCCGUGACGAAGUUCUCUCCUUGUGCCUUCCCGAGGAUUGAGCUGUAGCUCUCGAACUCGCUUUCUGGCGGACUUCCUCGGUUUAUUUUGGGAGAUAACCUGUUUUGCUCCGACCUACAUCCCCUUUCCUUGACCCUUCCAGUCGGACGUUCUAGAUGACUGAAUGGAGUUUUGAGUUGGACUUUUGUGUCCCUUACGGAGUCGGGCCUGAUCCCAGAGCACUGGGGGUGGGGUGGAGGUGUUACUGUAAAAUGCAAGUUGGAUAAAAGGAGGACCUCUCGCCAAGGGCCCCAAUGAGUGGCACACAGUCUACUAUCACCGACAGGUUUCCCCUCAAAAAACCUAUAAGGCAUGGGAGUAUUUUGAACCGAGAGUCACCAACAGAUAAGAAGCAGAAAGUUGAGCGCAGUGCAUCACAUGAUUUUGAUCCUACAGGUCUUGUUCAACGUUGUGUGAUCAUCCAGAAGGAUGACAAUGGAUUUGGGCUGACGGUCAGUGGAGACAAUCCAGUCUUCGUACAGUCUGUCAAAGAAGAUGGAGCAGCCAUGCGGGCUGGGGUACAGACAGGUGAUCGAAUCAUCAAGGUGAAUGGAACUCUGGUGACUCAUUCAAACCAUUUGGAAGUGGUGAAGCUAAUCAAAUCUGGUUCCUAUGUAGCUCUCACUGUGCAGGGACGCCCACCUGGGUCGCCCCAGAUUCCACUCGCCGAAUCUGAAGUAGAGCCGUCAGUCACUGGACAUAUGUCUCCCAUCAUGACAUCCCCUCAUUCACCUGGAGCAUCUGGGAACAUGGAGAGAAUUACUAGUCCUGUGCUCAUGGGGGAGGAAAACAAUGUGGUUCAUAACCAGAAAGUAGAAAUUCUGAGAAAAAUGUUACAGAAAGAACAGGAACGGCUGCAGUUAUUGCAGGAAGAUUACAACCGAACACCUGCCCAAAGAUUGCUAAAAGAGAUCCAAGAGGCCAAGAAACACAUUCCUCAGCUGCAAGAGCAGCUAUCCAAAGCCACAGGCUCUGCUCAGGAUGGAGCUGUCGUUACAUCCUCCAAGCCUUUAGGUGACCCCCUGACAGUAAGUGAGGUGGAAGCCGAUCCUGGUGACGGGCUAGGCAGAAUUGACUCUAGCAGUGGAGAUGCUUCUCGGCCCAGUAGUGACAGCGCAGACAGUCCCAAGAGUGCCCUGAAAGAGAGGAUUUAUCUAGAGGAAAACCCAGAAAAAAGUGAAGUGACUCAGGACACUGAUAUUCAGUCACUCAUCGGGAGUCCCUCUCCCCGUAUAGCACCUCAUAUUAUUGGAGCAGAGGAUGAUGAUUUCGGUACUGAACAUGAACAGAUCAAUGGGCAGUGCAGCUGUUUCCAGAGCAUCGAACUGCUGAAAUCUCGCCCUGCUCACCUGGCUGUUUUCUUACACCACGUGGUCUCACAGUUUGACCCUGCGACGCUGCUUUGUUAUCUCUAUUCAGACCUGUAUAAGCAGACCAAUUCCAAGGAGACUCGUCGUGUCUUCCUUGAGUUUCAUCAGUUCUUCCUGGAUCGAUCUGCACACCUGAAAGUUUCUGUGCCUGAUGAAAUAUCAGUAGAUCUAGAAAAAAGAAGACCUGAGCUUAUACCCGAGGAUCUGCACCGCCACUAUAUCCAAACUAUGCAGGAAAGAGUCCACCCAGAAGUUCAGAGGCACUUGGAAGAUUUUCGGCAGAAGCGUAGCAUGGGGCUGACCUUGGCUGAAAGUGAACUGACUAAACUCGACGCAGAGCGAGACAAGGACCGGGUAACUUUGGAGAAGGAACGGGCAUGUGCGGAACAGAUCGUUGCCAAAAUUGAAGAAGUGUUGAUGACUGCUCAGGCUGUAGAAGAAGAUAAGAGUUCAACAAUGCAGUAUGUUAUCCUUAUGUACAUGAAGCACUUGGGGGUAAAAGUGAAAGAACCUCGAAAUUUGGAGCACAAGCGGGGUCGGAUUGGAUUCCUUCCAAAAAUCAAGCAGAGUAUGAAGAAAGAUCGAGAAGGCGAAGAAAAAGGAAAGCGCAGAGGAUUCCCCAGCAUCCUGGGACCCCCAAGGAGACCAAGCCGUCAUGACAACAGUGCAAUUGGCAGAGCCAUGGAGCUGCAGAAACAGCGCCACCCAAAGCACUUAUCCACACCCUCUUCUAUAAGUCCUGAGCCUCAGGACCCUGCUAAGUUGCGCCAGAGUGGGCUAGCAGGUGAAGGAACAGACGUCGGAUACCUGCCAGCCAAUUCCAUGUCCUCUGUGGUGUCAGGGGCCACUCCUUCCCAGGAAGGAGGGAAAGAGAAUGAUACAGGAUCAAAGCAAGUUGGAGAAACACCAGCAUCUGGAGACUGCAUAGAUAGCACCCCUCGGACUCCCAAUACUGUCUUUGAUUUCCCACCUCCUCCCUUAGACCAAGUGCAGGAGGAGGAAUGGGAAGUGGAAAGGGUGACUGAACAUGGGACACCAAAGCCCUUUCGAAAGUUUGACAGCAUAGCUUUUGGAGAAAGUCAAAGUGAGGAUGAACAGUUUGAAAAUGACUUAGAGACAGAUCCACCCAACUGGCAACAGCUCGUUAGUCGAGAAGUGUUACUGGGACUAAAGCCUUCUGAGAUCAAAAGACAGGAAGUAAUUAAUGAAUUAUUCUACACUGAAAGAGCUCAUGUUCGAACACUGAAGGUUCUUGAUCAAGUAUUCUAUCAGCGAGUGUCUAGAGAAGGAAUUCUGUCACCUUCAGAACUACGGAAAAUUUUUUCAAACUUGGAAGAUAUUCUUCAACUUCAUAUUGGAUUGAAUGAGCAAAUGAAGGCUGUUCGAAAGAGGAAUGAGACCUCAGUUAUUGAUCAGAUUGGAGAAGAUUUGCUGACCUGGUUCAGUGGACCAGGGGAGGACAAGUUGAAGCACGCCGCUGCUACCUUUUGCAGUAACCAACCUUUCGCCCUGGAAAUGAUCAAGUCUCGUCAGAAAAAGGAUUCUCGAUUCCAGACCUUUGUGCAAGAUGCUGAGAGUAAUCCUCUGUGUCGUCGUCUGCAGCUGAAGGAUAUCAUUCCUACCCAAAUGCAGAGGCUUACGAAGUACCCUCUUCUGUUGGAUAAUAUUGCCAAAUACACAGAAUGGCCAAUGGAAAGGGAGAAGGUGAAGAAAGCUGCAGAUCACUGUCGUCAGAUCUUAAAUUAUGUAAAUCAGGCUGUCAAGGAGGCAGAAAACAAACAGCGUUUAGAAGACUAUCAACGUCGUCUGGAUACCUCCAAUCUGAAGUUGUCAGAGUACCCAAACGUGGAAGAGCUCAGGAAUUUGGAUUUAACAAAAAGGAAGAUGAUCCAUGAAGGGCCAUUGGUCUGGAAGGUGAAUCGAGAUAAAACUAUUGAUCUAUACACAUUGCUGCUCGAAGACAUUCUUGUAUUAUUACAAAAGCAGGAUGACAGACUGGUGUUAAGAUGUCAUAGUAAGAUUCUGGCGUCUACCGCCGAUAGCAAACACACAUUUAGCCCUGUCAUUAAGUUGAAUACAGUGUUGGUUCGACAAGUGGCAACAGAUAACAAAGCUUUAUUUGUCAUCUCCAUGUCAGACAACGGAGCCCAAAUUUAUGAACUGGUGGCACAGACCGUUUCUGAAAAGACCGUCUGGCAAGACCUCAUCUGUCGGAUGGCUGCAUCCGUGAAGGAACAGUCCGCAAAGCCAAUCCCAUUGCCACAGUCACCACCUUGCGAAGGAGAAAACGAUGAAGAAGCAGCUCCAAAGUUAAAAGUGGAACAUCACAGCAUUUCGGUCCCUGGUCUACAGAGUCCAGACAGAGAUUUGGGAUUAGAGUCUCCCUUAAUAUCGUCAAAACCUCAGUCUCAUUCACUCGGUACCUCUGGGAAAUCCGAGGUAGAUGAUCUGUUUGUGGCUGAGAGACAGUUUGCUAAGGAGCAGCAUGCAGAUGGGACUCUGCAGGAAGCUGGAGCAAGUUAUCAGAUCACAGCCCCAGACCCACACUUGCCUGCCUCAGAAGAACGGUGGGCAUUGGAUGCACUGAGGAACUUGGGCUUGCUGAAGCAGCUGCUCGUACAACAGCUGGGUUUGACUGAGAAGAGCGCUCAGGAAGACUGGCCACAUUUCCCAAGCUACAGGACAGCGUCUUCAGGGGUGCAGACAGACGGUGGGGCCCAGAACUCGGAGAACAGUAAGGCCUAUCCUCCUGUCGAAGGACAGAUGCCCUUUAGAACUGGAACUGGUGACAUUGCAACUUGUCACAGUCCACGGACUUCAACUGAAUUUCCGGCUCCACGGGAUUCAGUGGUACUGGCCUUCCAAGAUAGCCAGGCAAGUACCAUCUUCGCCAUGGACCACAUGCUUAUGACCCCAGAGAUGCCUCCUGCAGAGCCAGAAGGGAGUCUCGAUGAGAGUGGAGAGCACUUUUUUGAUGCCCGUGAAGCACACAGCGAUGAUAAUCCAUCAGAAGGUGAUGGAGCAGUUAAGAAGGAAGAGGAUGUUAAUUUGCGCAUCUCAGGAAACUAUUUGAUUCUGGAUGGCUAUGAAGCGGUGCAGGAGAGCUCCACAGAUGAGGAGGUUGCCUCCUCACUUCCCCCGCCACCCGCGACAGGCAUCCCCUCCAUGGACUCUGCCCCCCCGCAGCAUCCCUCGCCCCAGCGUGCCCAUUCCGAUGGGGCAGCUUCACCGUUCACCCCAGAAUUCCUGGUCCAGCAGCGCUGGGGAGCUAUGGAUGAUUCCUGUUUUGAGAUCCAGAGUCCCCCGUCUUGUGCAGACUCACAGAGCCAGAUCAUGGAGUACAUUCGUAAGAUCGAGGCUGACCUUGAACACUUAAAGAAGGUGGAGGAAAGUUACAGCAGGCUUUGCCAAAGGCUGGCUGGGUCAGCCCUCACAGACAAGCACUCAGAUAAAAGUUAGAACCGCGUGUCCUGGAGGUGACUGAAGGCUGUUGGACUUUGAGCGUCGGCCUCACAUCACCCGUCCUGGGCUCCACUGCGGACGCAGAGAGUGUGUGUGACAGAGGGUCUGCCUGCGAAGCCCCGGGGGUGGCCGCGUGCCCGGGCGCCCAGAGCGGGACUCGUUCCUCACCGUCUGCCAGCUGCACGGG